Molecule: messenger RNA, 752 nt
Organism: Hibiscus syriacus
Lineage: Eukaryota; Viridiplantae; Streptophyta; Magnoliopsida; Malvales; Malvaceae
Product: probable WRKY transcription factor 40
Exons: 4
Coding region: 1-738 (245 amino acids)
Biological process (GO): regulation of DNA-templated transcription
Molecular function (GO): DNA-binding transcription factor activity; sequence-specific DNA binding
Source: RefSeq, a predicted model, not a curated record
AUGGAUUCUCCAAACUAUGAUAAACAAAAGGUGGAAGCUCUGCAAGUGGAGUUGGAAUGUUUGAAGAGAGAGAAUGAAGCUAUGGGGUUAAUAUUCGAAACAUUGAGCAAAAAGUACAACGCGCUUUAUCAAGCUUAUCUACGCCAGGAAUCAAACAAGAGACCAAGACCUGAUGAUCCAGUUGCAUCCAGAACCUCACAGUUUUUGGUGAAAACGGACCCUAGGGAUCAAAGCCUUGUAGUGAAAGAUGGAUUUCAAUGGAGAAAAUAUGGGCAGAAAGUUACUAAACAUAAUCCCUCCCCUCGGGCUUAUUUCAAGUGCUUUAUGGCUCCCGGAUGCCCUGUCAAAAAGAAGGUUCAGCGAUGCAUGGAGGACAAAUCUUAUGUCGUGGCAACAUACGAAGGACAACACAACCACGAUGUUGAUCCUCCGGGUGCCGGAAAAUCAUUGUCAUCUUCAUGCAAUUCUCCGAUAUUCUCCCCGGCGCCGGCGACAAGCGUUCCUUUUCCACUUCCGGGUAAUCCUUUUCGACCGGCCAUCACCCUUGAGCUCACUCUCUCCGGCUCCGACGUCUUACAAAACAGAAGAAACCCUACAAGUCUUAUGCAUGAUUACAUCAGCAACAACAACAAGAGCAUUGAAGAUUGUGUUGCAUCCUUAAUAAAAUAUCCCAACUUCACUCCAGCUUUAGCUGCAGCAGUUGCUCGUUCUAUCAGAACUGAACCCUCUAAAGUCUAAACCAUCACCCCCAU